Messenger RNA from Trichosporon asahii var. asahii CBS 2479, 1263 nucleotides. RefSeq lists its product as uncharacterized. The record is from RefSeq and is a predicted model, not a curated record. Lineage: Eukaryota; Fungi; Basidiomycota; Tremellomycetes; Trichosporonales; Trichosporonaceae. Gene Ontology annotation, biological process: protein O-linked glycosylation via mannose. The transcript has 2 exons. The coding region runs from base 1 to 1263 and encodes 420 amino acids. Gene Ontology annotation, cellular component: endoplasmic reticulum. Gene Ontology annotation, molecular function: protein O-acetylglucosaminyltransferase activity.
AUGACCUCGACUGGACUGCCGGCCGACAACGUGCCGGGAAACAUGGAGGCGCGCGAGCCGAAGGGUGACGAGAUCACCUACAUUACGCCCGAGAAGGCGCUCGAGCUCUGGGGCGACAACAUCAUGCGCUACGAGGGCAUGAGCUACCUCUGGAACGACGGACAGUUCAUCGACCACUACUACCACUUCGCCGCCGAGUUGUUCCUCGGCACCUGGCGCGUCCACGCGACUCUCGACCCGCACAUCGACGAGAAGGGUCACUCUUCGCUCGAGUACCCUGCCCGUGCAAUCUUCUUCCACCAGGACCACCUGCAGUGGCGCGACUACAGCAAUUUCAACAGCUACAUGUGGGACGGACUGUUCCCGAACAGCGCGAUGCUGUUCCCGCGCGACAUGGAGGACCUCGGCAAGAUCACGGCUCACGGCUCGAUCAAGAAGGCGUACCAGCUCGAGGUCGCGAUUCUGGCGGACCGCUCGGCGGCGUUCCGCGGAGAGUUUACUGGCCCGACUGCGCGCACCGUCGCCUCUGCCAAUGCGCUUGGCACCGUUUCCCGCUGGUGGUGGGAGCCGAUCCGACGACAGAUGCUGCGCUUCUCGGGUGUCCCGGAGGACGUCAUCAACCGCUCUCUCGAGGGUUACGGAGCCGUCAACCCCGACUUCACCGAGGGCACGGUCGACGCGCCGCAGUACGCUGGCCUGAAGCCCCUGACCAAGCCGGGAGACUACAAGCCCGUGGUGACGUACAUCUCGCGACCGCCGCCGCGUCGUUCGCUGACCGGAUCCUCGCACGCCGCUCUCGUCGCGGCGCUGAAGGAGGCGGCCCCGAAGCUCGGUUUCGAGCUCAACAUUGUCAACAUGGGCAAGCUCAGCAAGGAAGAGCAGGUGCAGCUUGCGGCGCGCACGACGAUCAUGAUCGGCGUGCACGGCAACGGCCUCACGCACCUCGUCUGGAUGCCGCCCACCCCGCGCAGCGCCGUCAUCGAGCUCUUCUGCCGCGGCGGCUUCGCAAAGGACUACCAGUGGACGGCGCAGGCGCUCGGUAUUCGCCACUUUGCGGUGCAGCACGACCUCGUCGCCACGAGCCCGAAGGAGUUCAAGGUCGACUACCCUGACGGAGACGAGGGAUUCCAGUCUGACCGCAUCACCGUCGACCCGCAGACUGUCAUUGACAUCAUCCGCGUGCGCCUCGAGGGCAAGUCGUUCGCCAGCGCGCGCAACGGCCCCUUCCGUCCCGCCGAUGACCUGCAGCCCAAGGGGCUCUGA